AAGCCGGCGCCGUGCACUUCCGGGUCGGGGAGCGCGCGGCGGUGUCGGCGGCGGCGGCGGCCUAGUCGAGGGUGUCGCUCGGGCGGCGGCGGCGAGCGCCCGGGCGCAGCCGGAGGGGCACGAGGUUCUCGGCUCCCGGUCGUCACUGGUUUCGUCGGCAGCCCGAGUGGUUCGCGGGAUGAUUUCCUGUUAACUCACGUAGUCUUCACAACAAACCCCGGGCGUAGGGGUCGUCCUUCCUCUUCUACAAGUGAGCCGAGCCGAGCCCCGGAGAGAGCCAAACGCCAAUGUCUAGCGAUGGAUGACGACAGCCUGGAUGAGCUUGUGGACCGAAGCCCAGGGCCAGAUGGACGCUCGCGACUCAACCCUGCUGUCCUGGCCAGCAGCGCUGAAGACAGCGGUGACGGCAGCAGUGGCAGCUCUGAGGAUGACACGGGCAGCGAGCGCAGCUACAGCACGGACGGAGAGGACGACGGAGAGGACGAGGAGGGCGGUCUGGAGGACCAAUCCGGUUCUGAAGAUUCUGAAGAAGAAGGAAGAGAAGAAGGAGGCUUGGAAACGUUAGUGGCCGUGGCAGAUACUCAGGGGACGUUGGAAGCCAAUGGCGCAUUUAAUUCUGAUGACGAUUCCGAGAGCUGCCCGAUUUGUCUCAAUGCUUUCCGGGACCAGGCCCUGGGGACACCGGAGAACUGUGCCCAUUAUUUCUGCCUGGACUGUAUUGUGGAAUGGUCGAAGAAUGCCAAUUCCUGUCCAGUUGAUCGAACUAUAUUUAAAUGUAUCUGUAUUCGAGCUCGGUUUGGCGGUAAAAUCUUGAAGAAGAUUCCAGUGGAAAACGCCAGAGCCGGCCGGGAUGAGGAGGAAGACCCCACCUUUUGUGAAGUGUGUGGCAGGAGCGACCGGGAGGACCGGCUGCUUCUCUGCGACGGCUGUGACGCAGGGUACCACAUGGAAUGUUUGGACCCUCCUCUCCAGGAGGUACCAGUGGACGAGUGGUUCUGUCCCGAAUGUGCUGCCCCUGGAGCUGCUCCCACCGCUGAUGCAGGUCCCGUGAGUGAGGAGGAGGUCUCCCUGAUCUUGGCUGACGUGGUGCCCACCACCAGCCGGCUUCGGCCUCACGUGGGGAGGACCCGUGCCAUUGCCAGGACACGACAGAGCGAGAGAGUCCGAGCGACCGUGAACCGGAAUCGGAUCUCCACCGCCAGGAGAAUCCAGCAUGUCCCACGGUACCUCAUGUCUUCUCUGCUGGAUGAGACCAUUGAGGCUGUCGCUGCCGGUCUGAGCACUGCCGUGUACCAGCGCCCCGUGGCGCCCCGAGCCCCCGCAAAACGCAGGAGGAGAGCAGGAAGACGGAAGAAGGCGUCAGGAAGAAGGAAGACCCAGUCCAGGUCGUCUGUGAAGAGCAGGGGCUCCGGGACGAGGUCUAAGAAACGCCAGGGUCGUGCCAAGAAGAGAAAAGGGAAGAGGUCAAAGAAUGAAGCCACAGCUCGGUCCCGCAUUGCACGGACGCUGGGCCUCCGGGGUCCCGUCCGCGGGGCCUGCACGCCGUCCGUGCACAAGCCUGCGGACCCCUCUCUGGGGCUGAUGCGUGCAGACAUCGGGGUGGCCACUCUGUCGCUCUUCGGAGACCCCUAUGAGCUGGACCCCUUUGACAGCAGCGAGGAGCAGUCUGCGGACCCUGCUUCCCCUUUGAGCGCCAAGAGGAGGGUUCUGUCCCAGUCGGCACUGCGCUCUCACCGGCCCGUGGCCAGGCCCGUGUCCGUGGGGCUCUCCAGGAGGAGUGUUCCUGCUGCGGCGCCCGAGCCAGAGGUGGACGAGGCCCCCGUCCCAGACCUAGUGGGGAGCAUCCUGUCGGGCCAGAGCCUCCUGAUGAUGAACAGUGCAGACAUCACCAUCCACCGGGACGGCUCCCUCAGUGCCAAGAAGGCAGCACCCGUGUCCUUUCCGAGAAGCUCAGGCGCUCCACCCCGAGGGGGCAGAGGCCCCGGGGCCUGCCUGCUGCCCGGAGCGCCACGCUCAGGCAGCGGGCUCCAGAGUGCGGGGCUGCGCUGCCACGGCGGUCCCACCCCCUCCUGCGUCCCCGCUCUCACCCCAGCGGCAGCCGUGAGACUGGACUCCUCCGUGACCCCUCCGUCGGGUCAGGCUCAGAACCUGUCAAACGUAAGCAGGCCUGGCUUAAAGCACAGUGACGCCCCUGGAUGUGAUGGCGACAGCAGGCACACUCGGCCCCUUAGUUCUGUGUCCUCUAAGACCUCGGGCAGCUGCUCUCACUUGCCGCGUGCCAGUGCGCUGCAGGGACAGGCCGUGAAGCCAGCUCCCAGGAGGCCCAGCAUCUCAGAGCUACCCAGGAUACCGAAGGUCAGAAGGGAGGACGGUGGCGGCCGGCGGGCGGAUGCGGCCCCCGCCAGCGAGCAGCGUGUUGAGAUCCCCAGCUCCUGCAUCAGCCGGCUCACGGGCAGGGAGGGCCCCGGGCAGCCCAGCCACGGCGCCCGUGCAGAGGGCGAGCCCAGCAGCAGGGGCCCACAAGAGCCUGGCACACACUCAGGGGGUGGAUCCCAGUCCCCCGCCACGCUGGGACCCUCAAAGGGGAAGGGUGUCAGCUCGACCUUCGAGAGCUUCAGGAUCAAUAUUCCCGGGAACACGGCACAUUCCGGCAGACUCUCUAACCCCGGCUUUUGUAACACGUUCCGGCCUGUCGACAAUAAGGUGCAGAGGAAAGAGAACCCCGCUCCCCUCUUCUCCAUCAGGAAGGCCAAGCAGCUCAAGAGCGAGAUCUACGACCCCUUCGAGCCCACAGGCUCCGACUCUGGUUCCGCCGGCAGCAGCCCCGAGCGCCUGGGCUCUGGCCUCCUGCCCUCUGAGAUCACGCGCACCAUCUCCAUCAACAGCCCAAAGGCGCCGGCGUUGCAGACCGUGCGCUGUGUCACCUCCUACACGGUGGAAAAGGUCUUUGGGACGGAGCCUGAGUCCCCUCGCGGGUCCUCCGCCAGCACGCUCGAGCUCCGGGGCGAGGGGGCUGCCGAGGGUUCCUCCGACCUGGAGUGCGAGGGCCAGGGCGUGGCCUCCAGGGCGCAGAGGCCAUCCCCCCCAGAGCCGUGGGAGGACAGGGACCAGCUGCCCUGCAGUACCUUCUUUGGCUCCGAGGAGCGGACGGUGACCUGCGUGACCGAUGUAGAGCCGGGGGCGCCACCCAGCCCGGGCGCCCCGCAGACAACUACCCACAGGGUCGUGGAGCUGAGGCCCCCAUCCUGCUCCCGCUCCACAUCCAGCUCCCGUGGCAGGAAGAAGGCCAAGAGGAAGCGGGCUGAGGCCAGGGAGCACAGGAGGACCCGCUCCGGCUCCCGCUCAGGCUCCCGCUCUGGGGAGAGGAGCUCACGGUCGGUGUCCCCACCGGUUGGUGAAGGGCACCCCAAGAGGCAGCAGCCCAAGGCCCGGGGCCGCAGGUCCUCCAGUGACCACUCCAGCAGCCACGAGCGAGCCAAGCGGAAGAAGGUGAAGGAUGAGGGCAGGAGGAGGAGGAGGGACUCUUGGGGACGCGGCCGGCGGCGGUCGCGGUCCCGGUCCCGCUCCCGCUCAGGCAGCCCCGGCAGCUCCUCCCAUGAACGCAGAGAGAGCAGGAGGAGGAAGCGGAGGCGGUCGGGGUCCAGGUCUCGGGGGAGGGAGUGCUCCCCCCCCAGCAGCCUGGAGAGGGCCCGGAGGCACCGGCACACAAGGGAGCGGAGCCCCCGGGAGAGGAGCCCUCGGGAGCGCCCCCGCGUCAGGUGGAGCUCCCGGGAGCGGAGGAAGCGCAAGUCCGGGUCUCCACGGUCGCCGAGCACGGAGCACAGGUCCCGGGAGCAUCAACGGCCUCAUUCCCAUGAGAAGCGGCCGAGGCCUCGCUCUCCGGAGAGGAAGUUGGUGCCCCCUCCCCAGGAGGAGCAGAAGCCCGACAGGGAGCAGCCGGCCAAGCCACUGGUCUCCGUGGGAGCAGACGCCUCUCCAGCAGGGGCCGAGGCCCACAAGGAGGCCCCGGAUGUGCCCGCGGAGUGUCCACCCGAGGACCUUGAUUAUGGGGACUCUGUCGAGGCCGGGCACGUCUUUGAGGAGUUUUCAAGUGACGCUUUCUUCCUGCAGCUUGAUGACAUGAGCUCUCCGCCCUCCCCAGAGAGCACGGAUUCCUCCCCAGAGCGAGACUUCCCACCCAAUCCUGUGGUGCCCCCAGCCAGCCAGCAGCAGGACCCUGCCCUGGUGGCUGUCAUCAGACGCGAGGUGGCACUGAUCCAUGAUGAUGAGGCUGCGCAGCCCCUGCCCCAGGCACAGGGCCCCCAAGAGAAACCCUUGCUCCAGCAGGAUGCUGCUGGGGCUGCCACGGCGCCUGGCACCCUGGGAAGCCAGGCUGGGGUCGGGGUGCCUGUGGGGAAGGAGGAAGGCGCCUCUCAGACCCCCUUGCUGCGGGCGAAAGCCCUGGUGAAGAGAGUCACCUGGAACCUGCAGGAAGCGGAGAGUGGUGUCCCUGCCGAGGAGCGAGGCCUGCGAACGCCGCUCCACAGGCCUCAGAAGCCCCGGGAGGGGGCCUGGGAAACAGAAGACGUGGGGCCCUCGGUGGUGUUCCAGCAGGCAUCCUUCUCUGAGCCGCCUGCCCCUGGCUAUGCACAUGCAGAGUCUGGCUUCCCGGACGCCGAGCCCUCUCAGGUUUAUACCCCCAACCUGCCCACCGCCCCAGCUCUCCCUUUGAGUCUCCCGCCCUACGUGCCAGCCAGCCAGCCCACGGUCCAGUUCAUCCUGCAGGGGAGCCUCCCGCUGGCGAGCGGUGGGGUGGCACAGAGCCCAGCCCCGGCGCCCGCUGCCCCGACCACGGCUUCAGAGCCAGCCGGCCACGCCACCGUCGCUGGCAACUCUGAGGAGAGAGCAGCUGCUCCCAGGCCUGCCGCGGAGAAGGCCAAAACCGAGGAGUACAUGAAGAAGCUGCACACGCAGGAGCGGGCGGUGGAGGAGGUGAAGCUGGCCAUCAAGCCCUUCUAUCAGAAGAGGGAGGUGACAAAGGACGAGUAUAAGGACAUUCUCCGCAAGGCAGUGCAGAAGAUAUGCCACAGCAAGAGCGGGGAGAUCAACCCUGUGAAGGUGGCCAACCUGGUCAAGGCCUACGUGGACAAGUACAGGCACAUGCGCAGACACAGGAGGGCUGAGGCCGGCGAGGAGGCACCCCCCAGGGCACCGAGAGCUGAGCCGGGCACAGAGCAAGGGGGCACCGGUCCCCAUCCCCGAGCCACUCUGUUGGGAGAGGCAGGAGCAGACAACUCUGGAGACAGCCAUCACUCCUGUGUUCAGGGUUCCUGUGACCACACGUGGUCUGUGCCCCUGUCUUGCUCACGGUUCAAAACUGGACUUUUUUAUAUGUAUAUUAUAGAUACACACUGUUUCCAUGGUGUUCUAAUUUAUCAAAAAUGGAUUAUCUUUAGAAACUUCUUGAUUGACUCAGUAUUUGAAAGGUGAAGCCUUUGGGAUCAGGAGGGGCCAGGGGAAUGCAGGGGGGCUCCCCGACCCAGCUCACAGAUGGCCUCAUUUUAUUUUCUAUCCUAUUAAGGGAAGGCCCUUCCCACGUUUUCUGUUUGAUGUUCUGUAAAUGACGCGGUUUGCUCCCUCCCACGGGGCAGAGCAGUGUUGGUGGGUCUGGAAGGCAGGAGAGCCCUGCACACGGCACAGAGUCGGCCAUUCACGCGUCCCCCUCCCCAGCACACCUGGCAGGAGCAAACACCUGCUGUCCCCAGAGCAUUUUGUAUUCUGAGUAGAGUUUGUUGGCUCUGAA
This is a messenger RNA of Leopardus geoffroyi (Geoffroy's cat), 5782 nucleotides long. It is a transcript of the gene PHRF1, whose product is annotated as PHD and ring finger domains 1. The record is from RefSeq and is a predicted model, not a curated record. NCBI's taxonomy places the organism in Eukaryota, Metazoa, Chordata, Mammalia, Carnivora, Felidae. The transcript has 19 exons. Bases 298 to 5469 code for a protein of 1723 amino acids.